ACUCUUCUUUACAAAAAAUACAUACAUACGUAGCUUGACAUACCAAACGAAUCCGCCUAUGAAAUACCUUUACUUCAAAAAAUUUAAAUAAAUCGAACUGGUUGAGCCGUAAAUAUUCCUUUUUCUCUAUAAUACAGCUACAUUUUGCGAUGAGCUUUCGGUUUAAGUUAGUAAUCUUUUAUUUCGGCUUGUUUGAUUGUUGUUGGAGCAUAGCGGCUUAUAAUUAUUUUUGCAGCAGUGAUAAUUGGUGCUCGAAAGGAAACCACUUAAUGUGUGAUACAUCUGCAAUUAAAGAGCAGGGUACGUUCAAGCGCCACAUGCCAUUGACUUUCAAAGUGCGGCGUCUCUUUUUGGAGCACCACAAUAAGAUACGUGACAAAACGGCUGGCAGUAGCAAGGCGACGCGGAUGCGGAAUCUUAUCUGGGACAAUGAGCUGGCGUACUUGGCUCGUACACAUACAGGCUUAUGCUCCAACAAUCCUAGCGAAUGCCACAGAACUGCGCGUUUUGAAAAAGUGGGUCUGAACACUGCAUUACAAAACGGCUCAGACUACAUACAAAUCGAUCAUCUUAUAUCCAAUUCCUUCAAGGAAUGGGAGCCUGAUAGUUCCACUGCGCACAAAGUGCUCACGCACGACCAGGCGUCUCGUGUAGGCUGUGCCAUCGGCCACUGUGUCGACUGCGCGGAUAAAAAGGACCAUUGCUAUUUCAUAUCUUGCUUUUAUGACAUGGACCAUAAGGAAGGCGAGACCACUCAAGAAACGGGCGAUAAAGCGGCCUCCAAAUGCAACGUAUGGGAUUCGGUUGCGGACGAAAAGUAUGCAAAUCUUUGCCAUAACACAGGCAAAAACUUUCAAAAGAACUAACGAAUCUUUAAAGCAAAACACACGAAAUUAAGUCAUUCCGUUUUUUAUACAUCUGCAGUUUUAUUGGACGCCAUUAUCCAAAAUGAACUUAUCUUAACCAUUUUUUACUUAAACCAUGCAUUUGAUUACGUUUAUUGCUUAAUAUCUUACUUAUAGUCAUUAGUGUUUUCUUACAACAACAAUUGAUGUUCAUUGUAUUCAUAAACGUAUAAGCCAGCAAAUACAUCGCCGUAAUAAAUUUUAAUUAAUUGCCACAUUAUCUAACUUCAAGAAUUCUUGGUGUUAUUCUUCCAUACGUUCUAAAAAUAUAAUAAAUGUUCUCUCCUUUAAACAUCUGGCUGAUUAGUGACAAACAUUUCAAAUGGUGAGCUCAAUUACAUGGGGUACUCGGUAUCGAAUUA
Molecule: messenger RNA, 1267 nt
Organism: Anastrepha obliqua
Lineage: Eukaryota; Metazoa; Arthropoda; Insecta; Diptera; Tephritidae
Product: antigen 5 like allergen Cul n 1-like
Exons: 3
Coding region: 150-866 (238 amino acids)
Source: RefSeq, a predicted model, not a curated record